AUGCCUGCAACAAGUUUUGUUCGUACUGUUUUUAGCGAUUUUCUCAAGAAGAGUGGUCUUGAACCCACAUUGCUUGACAGACUCAGGAUCACUAGAUCUAGUCCUGGCGUGGUUCAUUUAAAUUUGCCGAUUGAGAAAAAACACACGAACCGCCUUGAAAUUCUUCAUGGGGGAACAAUAGCGUCAAUCGUUGAUCUUGGUGGUUCGCUUGCAGUCGCUUCUAAAGGUCUUUAUAGCACUGGUGUUUCUACUGAUAUCUCUGUGACAUAUCUUAGCAGCGGUGGAAAAGUUGGAGAUGAGAUAAAUAUUAAAUGUACUUGUGAUCGAAUGGGUCGUACAUUAGCUUUUACCACCAUUGAACUUUCAAACGUCCAUAAUAAAGUGUUUGCUCGAGGAAGUCAUACGAAAUACAUUAAGGAUGCCUAUAAAGAUCCGUUGAAUCAAAUUGAUGCGCAUAAAAUAAAAUAG
Messenger RNA from Magnusiomyces paraingens, 468 nucleotides. RefSeq lists its product as uncharacterized. NCBI's taxonomy places the organism in Eukaryota, Fungi, Ascomycota, Dipodascomycetes, Dipodascales, Dipodascaceae. Gene Ontology annotation, molecular function: fatty acyl-CoA hydrolase activity. The transcript has 8 exons. The coding region runs from base 1 to 468 and encodes 155 amino acids. The record is from RefSeq and is a predicted model, not a curated record.